Messenger RNA from Limulus polyphemus (Atlantic horseshoe crab), 723 nucleotides. Its product is annotated as astacin-like metalloprotease toxin 5. NCBI's taxonomy places the organism in Eukaryota, Metazoa, Arthropoda, Merostomata, Xiphosura, Limulidae. Gene Ontology annotation, biological process: proteolysis. The record is from RefSeq and is marked provisional. Gene Ontology annotation, molecular function: zinc ion binding; metalloendopeptidase activity.
AUGAAACUGAUGAGUAUUACAUUGCUGUUGACCUCUGCUGUCGCAGCACAUGUUAUCCCACUUCCAAAAUUGGCCUUGCAGAAUACCGACUUGUUCGAAGGAGAUAUUUUGGGAAUUGGCAGCCCUGAGGACAGAAACGCCAUUCCUAAUGACAGUCAACGCUGGACAGAGGGCGCGAUUCCUUACGUGAUUGACAGUUCUCUUUCUGGUUUGACACAAAUGAUACAGCAGGCAAUGAACCAGUAUCACAAAUACACCUGCAUCAGAUUCAAGAAGAGGACUACGGAGACCAACUAUGUCAGAAUGUUCAAAGGACAAGGUUGCAAUUCCUUCGUUGGAAACAUCCAUAGAGGAGCGCAGAAUUUGUCUCUAGGCUACGGAUGUGAAUAUCUUGGAACUGUCGUACACGAAUUGGGACAUGCGGUCGGAUUUUGGCAUGAACAUACUCGGUCUGACAGGGACGAUUAUCUUAAUAUUCACUGGGAAAACAUCAUGAAUGGGAUGGAAAUCUGGUUUAAAAAGAUGAGUGUAUUUGAAAACCGCCUGCUUGAUACGUUUGACUAUGACUCCAUAAUGUUAUAUGGGGAGACAUCGUUCUCCAAAGACGGACGUUCACGUGUCAUGACUGCAAAAGACGGAACUUUCUUGAAAGAGCCCUACAAUAAGCCUGGUUUGAGCAAAAGUGACAUUCUCCGUAUCAAUAAGCUGUAUGAAUGUAAUUAA